Molecule: messenger RNA, 1632 nt
Organism: Penicillium roqueforti
Lineage: Eukaryota; Fungi; Ascomycota; Eurotiomycetes; Eurotiales; Aspergillaceae
Product: putative prenylcysteine lyase
Exons: 2
Coding region: 1-1632 (543 amino acids)
Biological process (GO): prenylated protein catabolic process; prenylcysteine catabolic process
Molecular function (GO): prenylcysteine oxidase activity
Source: RefSeq, a predicted model, not a curated record
AUGUGGCCGUCUAUGCCAUGGCAUAUCCCUCUCUUACUGUACUCCAUCCUAGCUGCCCUACUCGUCUCGUUUGGCAAUGCAGCAGAACAAGAGCAACUGCGAGAAGCCGCCAGUGCAACCCCAAAGCGUGUGGCAAUAAUCGGCGCCGGAGCCGGAGGCUCGUUUGCUGCAUAUCAACUGCGCAAGCUGGCAGAUGAAGCCAACAUUCCUGUGGAAAUCACAGUCUAUGAGCGUGAAUCAUAUGUUGGCGGCCGCUCAACAACAGUCAAUGUAUUCGACGACCCAUCGUACCCCAUUGAACUGGGUGCUUCCAUUUUUGUCCAGAUCAAUUACAACCUGGUCAACGCUUCCCGUGAUCUCGGCCUGACGGUCAAUAGUGCUGACCAUGCACGGCCUAGGGAGACUGCUGAGAGUAUCGGGAUCUGGGAUGGGACCCAGUUCGUUUUCACGUUGACGAAUUCGUAUAGCUGGUGGAAUAUCGGCCGGCUCUUCUGGCGUUAUGGACUGGCGCCUCUGCGUACUCAGAAUCUGGUAAAGAGUGUCGUUGGCAGGUUUCUCCGCCUUUAUGAAGAGCCUUUAUUCCCUUUCAGCUCUCUUACUGAGGCAGCUAUUGCGGCUGACUUGAUCAAUGCUACUGCAUCUCCUGGCGAUGUGUUUCUCCGGGCAAAUGAAAUCAGCUCGCUGUUUGCGAAUGAGAUCAUCCAAGCAAGUACUCGAGUGAAUUAUGGACAGAACCUGCAGCUGAUUCAUGGCUUGGAAUCUGUCGUCUGUAUGGCUACGGAUGGAGCGGUUUCUAUCGAGGGUGGAAAUUGGCGCAUUUUCGAUGGCGCGCUGAGGGCCUCGGAGGUGAAUAUCAAAGUGAAUACCACCGCCACUGAGAUUUCACGCAACGAUGAUGGGACUGUACGGGUCUCCUCAAAGGUCAACACCGCUACCAGCUCCGAGCAUGAGCUAUUCGACGAAGUUGUCAUUGCCGGUCCUUUGCAGUACUCGGGUAUCUCCGUCUCCCCUCCCUUGGAAAACACUCCAGAUGAGAUUCCAUAUGUCAACUUGCACGUUACUCUCUUUGCAUCCCCUCACCGCAUCUCGCCGAAGUAUUUUGGUCUGAACGAUUCAAAUGCUCGAGCGCCCGAGACUAUUCUGACCACUCUACCCAAGGGCGUUGAUCUGGGUUCGAACCCAGAUGGUGUUGGCCUCACUGAAUUUUGGAGUAUUAGUACACUUCGAAGAGUAGAUCAUUCUGUUGCGGGUUCCAAAGACAAACAGCAACAUUAUGUUUACAAAAUCUUCUCGCCAGAGCGGCCCACGGCUGAAUUCAUUGCCCAGAUUCUGGGGCUGGAGAGUGAGAUUGCGGGGAGCAAUACGACCAUUGGAGACCUAUCGAUAGGCGAUAUCAGCUGGUUCCAUGAGAAGCUAUGGAACCCAUACCCUCUUCUGUAUCCGCGAGUGACCUUUGAGGAGACUCUUCUAGCUCCAGGUGUGUGGUACACAGGUGGCAUCGAGAGCUUCAUCUCGACAAUGGAGACUAGUGCGUUGAUGGGCCGGAACGUGGCAACUCUCAUGUUCCAGUCGUGGCAGAAGCAAGGAGAUCAGACAGACAGUGAUGCCUCGUCCUGGGACAGGGAGCUGUAA